UUUUUACCCUCAUUAUUGAACUUGAAACAACAACAAAUUGAUACUUCGUUUUAUGUAAAAUCCAAUAUUUGUUCCUUUUUGAAAAUGAAAAAUAUGCUGACGAAAUGCAUCAAUUUAUUUUUCACUCAGAAAUUAUACAGCCACAGAUUGCUACGAGUGUCAGUGGACAGAAAGCUUUUAAAACUGUUGUGCAGACCCGCAUCACAAAAUGCCAGAGUGAAAGCAGACUUCCAUGAUGUGACAUUUUGGAGUGGAAAAUAUUACCUUCUGGUUUUUCCAUUGACAUCUUUGUACCUGAGCUAUUGGCAAAUACAGAGAAAGAAAUGGAAAGAAGAUCUGAUACAAGACCUCCAAGACAGAAGGAAUCGACCACCAAUCGAAAUCCCUGCUAACUUAGAGGCACUGAAGUCGAUAGAGAUGGAAUUUCAACCAAUCAGAGUCAGCGGGGAGUUUGACUACAGUAGGGAAGUUUAUCUGGGACCCAGAACAGAGACUGCCUCCGUGUCAGGGGGUGUCCAGGGCAGAGUGGCCGGAGUGCACGUGGUGACACCCUUCAAACUGGAGGGCAGGGAUUUAACAAUACUUGUGAAUAGAGGAUUUUACAAUCAGGAGGAUUUCACAACAGGAAAGCAUAAUGAAGAUGGCAGGGUCUAUGGUAGAGUUGAGCUUGUUGGUCAGCUCAGAUUUGAUCAGCCGAGGAACACGCUGGUAUACUACAUGAUGGGUGACGUGACCAAGCCUCAGAUGAUGAGUGGCAAGAAGACGUACUUGGUGCGAGAUCUAGCCACCCUCACAGCCGAGUGUGGCACUGCGCCGGUGUACCUGGACAUUAUUGAAGCUAAUAUGCCGCCCACUGCUCCAAAGAUUAUUUCCCCUUUGUCAGAGUUGCGCAAUACACACAUGGAGUAUGCCCUCUUCUGGUUUCUCAACUCUGUUGCUAUGAUGUUCAUAUGGAUACGCUACAUUCGUAAACCCCCAAAAACUACAGGCACCAUACGUGGAAUGAUGAAUAAAUGAUGAAUAUUUGUUCUAUUGACUUUAAAGAAAGACAUGUUGUAGAUAAUAACACUGUUAAAUCUGCUAAAUAUAUUUGUUUAAGUCUU
Dreissena polymorpha is the source of this 1103-nucleotide messenger RNA. Its product is annotated as surfeit locus protein 1-like. The coding region runs from base 85 to 1017 and encodes 310 amino acids. Gene Ontology annotation, cellular component: mitochondrion; membrane. The transcript is spliced from 9 exons. Gene Ontology annotation, biological process: mitochondrial respiratory chain complex IV assembly. Lineage: Eukaryota; Metazoa; Mollusca; Bivalvia; Myida; Dreissenidae. The record is from RefSeq and is a predicted model, not a curated record.